Molecule: messenger RNA, 1683 nt
Organism: Cyclocybe aegerita
Lineage: Eukaryota; Fungi; Basidiomycota; Agaricomycetes; Agaricales; Hemipholiotaceae
Source: the annotation of a GenBank genome assembly
AUGUCCAAUACGAUCGCCUUGUACCCACUAUCAAACUUCACCUUCAGCACGAAGGAAGCGCAACCAGAGGAAGAUCCAAGUGUGUCUGCGCGUUUGCAACGACUACAGAACAACUAUGAGGACUUUGGCAUGCGGCGGACGGUCGAGGGCAUCCUGGUCGUGCACGACCACGGGCACCCGCAUAUAUUGAUGUUGCAGAUCGCUAACGCGUUCUUCAAGCUCCCAGGCGACUACCUCAAGCCAGGCGAAGACGAGAUCGAAGGGCUCAAGCGACGGCUGGACGAGCGUCUCGCCCCACCACCUGGGUCCCAGUUCGACCAGAUUACCCACGGCAUCAACAACGAGUGGGAGAUCGGCGACUGCCUGGCACAGUGGUGGAGGCCGAAUUUUGAGACAUUUAUGUACCCCUUCAUUCCUGCACACAUCACGAAACCGAAAGAGUGCAAGAAGCUCUUCGUCGUUCAGAUGCCCGAGAAGAAGGUCCUCGCCGUGCCCAAGAACAUGAAGCUUCUCGCGAUCCCGCUCUUCGAGCUGUACGAUAACGCUGCGCGGUAUGGGCCGCAGCUCUCUGCGAUUCCGCAUUUGCUGUCUAGAGGACCGCUCACGGUAGCUGGGUUCGCUCACCGCCUGCCAGUUGAACUCAUCGAAAUGAUAGUUCACUAUGUGGCUGAAGACUCGGACUAUGGCACUCUGGCAUCCAUCGCGCGAGUAAACAAAGCUCUCUGUGAGCAGGCCCGAAGGCUGCUCUAUCGCACCGUCUCCAAUCGCGAACGCGGACCAGAACUGACUGCACAUCCCAAAUGUCUCAAGGACUUCCCGCACCUCGGAAAGUACGUCCACAGCUACACCAUUCUCCACUCUGAAUGCUACACCGGUCAUGACACGGAGGCACACGCGAGUCCCCUUUCGUACCCUGGAACGAUCUACAAGAACUUCAUCAACCUCAAGGAACUUUCGCUCAAGUUCGAGGGGCGCAGUCCUUCCAGCCUCCUUCGGUUUCCGGAUCCUCCUUUUCAACUUGAAACUCUUCGGUGGAAGGGGCGUGCCAAUACCUCUGCGCUCGUGGGCUUCCUGGAGACGCAGCACAAACUGCGCCGUCUGGAAGUCCACCUUCCCGCCAAUAUUCGCACUGACCUCUCCACAGGGUCUUGCCCCAACCUGCUUUAUCUGAGUGGAUGUCGUUCGACGAUAGAGGCGUGCCUCCCUGGACGAAACGUCUCCAUCCUCAUUUGGGAGGAAUGCGAGAGUUAUGACCCGUUAGAAUGGCCGGAUACACUUCGCCUUCUGUCCAAAGAGCUCGGUCGUCUGAAAGCUCUCAGACUCCUCAACUGGAAAUACAGAUGUCAGCUCCGGUCGGUCCAGUACCUCAAACAAGUACAAUAUCUCGAAAUAUCACACGAGGAAACGACGUUGCAUUCCAUUCUAUUCGCUCUUCCGCGCCUUAUUGGCCUCAUAUUUCCUUACGAGUUCCAGCAGAGAACAGACGUCUCAGGCAUUCGUUCUCCCACUGGCACAGGCGAGUUCUUCGAGCUCUAUCCACACCUUCAGUUUAUCGAUAUCCAACCCCGGCGAUCGGGCAUCCUGAGGAACUUCGAACGAUGGGUGCCUUCCUCCAGACGUUUGGAAGGAACUGUUCAGAAGACGUUCUGGACCUCAGAUAUCGAACAGCAUAUGCCCGUCUGA